AUGAACAAGCACUUGCAGCAACCAGCCAGUAUGGGUACACCUCCCGGGACGCUGCACUCCGAGCAGUUGUCAACUCCCGGAAAGAAUCUCCCCUCUCACGGCCCCACCACUCAGUCGACCUUCAAGACCGACCCCAACUUGCACAGCCAGCAGCAGAGCUCCGAUACCACCGAGGCCAAGAAGCUGCACCACGGAAAUGUCAAGAAGACAGCUGGAUCCCAUCCUCAAAAGUGA
Messenger RNA from Linnemannia hyalina, 234 nucleotides. Lineage: Eukaryota; Fungi; Mortierellomycota; Mortierellomycetes; Mortierellales; Mortierellaceae. The record is from the annotation of a GenBank genome assembly.